GGACCAAUGACCACUCUCGUUACCGGAUAAUCUGAUCAUCUCUCCUUCUCUAGAUCUUAUUUCUAAUCUUCAGACGGGUUCUCUUCACUGACCACCAUGCCACCCCGCGACGCGAAUUGGAUAGACGGCCUCCGAGGAAUAGCCUCAUUCAUGGUCGUAUGCGGUCACCUUUGUACCGCAUUCGUGCCAUGGCUACAUGCCCCAGCCGACGAUCCCAAAUCCGCACCACACCUCUUCCAACUCCCCUUCUUCCGCCUAUGCGUGGGCGGCCGCGGCGCUGUAGCUCUCUUCUUUCUCAUAACGGGCUAUGUGAACUCAAUUGGACCCAUAGGCAAAUCCCGUGCUGGGAACCAUGACGCUGCAUUUAUGGGCAUUGCUCGCAGUGCCUUGGCCCGAUCAGGCAGGCUCGUCCUCCCCACUAUGAUCGCAACUGCCUUUAGUUGGUUUUUGGCCAACACCAACGCAUACCACAUGACCAAACAUGUCGACUCAACUUGGAUACGACAAGGGUGGCAUCGCCAAGAGCCUACAAUGUGGAUGGCGCUCAAGACGCUGGUUCGCGCCGAAGUUGAGACGUGGACAAUUGGCUGGGACGACUACGACGGAACACAAUGGACGCUACACCUGUUUUUGGAAGGCAGCAUGCUGGUGUACAUGACCAUGAUGGCCACCGUUCUCGUAAAACCAAAAGCGAGGAUCCUAGUUUUUGCCCUGCUCUACCUGUAUUUCUGGCAACUUGGGGAGGGACUCGCUAUCGGCGCAUUGAAAGGCCUCAACAUCGUCGUAGGAAUGUUUGUUGCUGAACUUCACAACCACUACAAGGACGCUGCAACUUCCGUACUUCCAGCUCCAGUCCCAGGAUUAUUAAUACUCGCGGGUAUGUUCAUGGCUUGUUACCCUCAGGAUAAUCCGCAAAAUGCCUAUUGGUCACAUACGAUGGCGCGAAUGAUGCAUACCGUCACGGUCAAGGACGCGGAUGUUCGGCGUUACUGGGAUUCUAUCGGAGCUUCGACCGUGCUCAUUGGAAUCUUCUUCUCCCGUAACGCCCGCCGAGUGCUCACCUCACCGAUUUUCAAUUUUCUUGGACGUGUUAGCUUCCCGGUGUAUCUUUUACACAAUUCACUGAUUAAAUCCGUUCUUACCUGGAUGGUCUACCUCCCUUCGGCCAUGAAUCCUCCUCGGAACGAGAAAGGCGAGCAGAUGGAUCUGCAGCGAGGUUCAACAAUGCACAUGUUUAUUGCCAUCGGGAUCUUCUACUAUAUUCUCUAUCGGAUGGCUUCACUCUGGAUACAAUACGUCGAUCCAAUUUGCGCAAAUGUUGUGAACGCGACCACUAAAUGGGCGUACGGAGAGUCACAGUCGAGUCACAAUGGCCAUCCUGUUCGAAAUGGAAGCAUCGAAAAGACAGUCCUUCCGGCGUAACGUUAAAGGUCUUUCCAAGACCCUUCCGGAUUUUUCCCGACAUUCAUCAGUAUAUUAUUCUGAGGCAGAGCCU
This is a messenger RNA of Lindgomyces ingoldianus, 1495 nucleotides long. RefSeq lists its product as uncharacterized. The record is from RefSeq and is a predicted model, not a curated record. Gene Ontology annotation, biological process: polysaccharide biosynthetic process. Gene Ontology annotation, molecular function: acyltransferase activity, transferring groups other than amino-acyl groups. Gene Ontology annotation, cellular component: membrane. NCBI's taxonomy places the organism in Eukaryota, Fungi, Ascomycota, Dothideomycetes, Pleosporales, Lindgomycetaceae. The coding region runs from base 97 to 1422 and encodes 441 amino acids. The transcript has 3 exons.